AUGGUAAACAAUGAAGGGUAUUCGCAUCGGGAUGUGAUGACUGCUAGACUUCUUGUCGAGGCAGUUGAUAGCAGCAAUCAUAUGGAAGAAUAUAGCGUACAAUUUAUUUUCUUCAGAGACACAACUGUUGGGGACGUGCUGCAAGAUGUAGAAGAGAAACUUAACGCAGUGGGGCUACGGCUUUCUGUGCCGCCAUCUCAAUGUGGUCUCACAUUUAAAUGCAAUGAUAUUGAGGUAGCGAAGGGCAGCGUCGGAGGGGCGGCUUACAACAGAGCAUGUAAGGGUGAUGAGAAGGGCGUUACGAUGCUUCGUGGCACCGACCGCAUAUUCGGCUCACCAGCUGUGGAACAUUUUUAUUGCAACAGGAAACGCUUGGGUUGUGAACGAGUUGCACAAUUUAUGGUCGUUCAGAGAAGAUGUGCAACCCUUCCAGCAGGAACGACCGCCUCGCAUUCGCAGGAGCGGAAGGAAUUCACUCAACAAACCCCUACAUGUGAUUUUGGAGGUUCUGGUGGGUUUUCGCGAUACCUUCUUCCAAGGCAACCGCUAGUUGACCUUUCACGCGUAGGAACGGGCCGGUGUGUUGGUGCCACUGUAACUGAUGACCAUAACGCCAGCACCUCUACUGGUUAUGGGAAUUUAGAUACGCUUUCCAAAGUACGACGCAUGGUAGAAGAGGAACGACAACUUGUCUUUUGCUUCGGCCAAGAUCAACGGAGCGUAAAUUUGCAAAUGAAACCGGUGAGACAUUGGUCAUCACUGUUGAAGGAGCCACCUUCCAGAUGUGUGUUGACAAAGGCGGUGGAGGAUGAAAAGGCGGCGUAUGAACGUCUUACUAAACUCAUUAGGGGCUUAACUAUCAGUGAGGCUGCCAAAAAAGCAGCAGAACGCGAUAUGCUGGAAAAAGAAAGUAAGCAACUGAGAGAAAAGAUUUCCAGAGCAAAGGGAUAUAUUGAGAGACGCAAAGUCAUGCAAGAGGAGGUCGAGCGCCUCAGAAAGGUGCUUGAAACCCGUAAAGAAGAAGAAGAAAGACACCUUCAGAGUGAGGUAGAGAAAAAUGAGAGGGAAAUACAACCCCAACAGGGUAUGAAUACAAAACAAUGUUCCCCACCAGUUGCAUCUCCGGCAUCCACAAACGUGGUGAUACCGCAGUCCGUCUCACUGACUGAAAAGCAAACAUUGCUUCAAGUUGUAACACCAGCAUCCGAUUGUGUAAUGAGAGGUUUAAAUGCUGAUCCAACUGCCUUUUCGCUGUCGACUACUCCAACUUGCUUUUUUCUUUCGUGUCAGUCUGCACCCGAUUGCAUCAGUAACAGAGGAAGCAGAGGCCAUGCCAUAUCGCCAUCAAUAUCUGUUGGUGAAUACAAAAUUACCACACCUGCAGAUAUCACUCCCUCAUAA
Messenger RNA from Trypanosoma brucei brucei TREU927, 1401 nucleotides. RefSeq lists its product as hypothetical. The record is from RefSeq and is a predicted model, not a curated record. The transcript has a single exon. Bases 1 to 1401 code for a protein of 466 amino acids. NCBI's taxonomy places the organism in Eukaryota, Euglenozoa, Kinetoplastea, Trypanosomatida, Trypanosomatidae.